This is a messenger RNA of Sciurus carolinensis (gray squirrel), 13336 nucleotides long. It is a transcript of the gene Alms1, whose product is annotated as ALMS1 centrosome and basal body associated protein. The record is from RefSeq and is a predicted model, not a curated record. Gene Ontology annotation, cellular component: centriole; cytosol; centrosome. Gene Ontology annotation, biological process: regulation of centriole replication. NCBI's taxonomy places the organism in Eukaryota, Metazoa, Chordata, Mammalia, Rodentia, Sciuridae.
AUGAGCAAGGUCCCAGCCGAUGACGGGGCGAAGCGGUGUUGUCGCCUCUCGCGAUUCCCCCCACCUGGGGCUUUUCCGCCAGCCCUGCGGGGCGUCCUUAGCAACGCGCGCCCUCCCUUCCAGCCCCGCCCAGCGGGAGGCGGUGGCGCGGCGGCGGUGGCGGUGGCGACCGCGGCGGAGACGGAUAGGGCCGCGAACUCCGAAGAGACCAUAGUGGUGGAGGAGGCGGAGCCCGAGCCGGAGCGGGAGCCGGAGCGGGAGCCGGAGCGGGAGCCCGAGCGGGAGCCCGAGCGGGAGCCCGAGCGGGAGCGGGAGCCGGAGUUAGACUCCGGCCUGACCUACGAGUACCAGCCACUGGAGAGUACGGACGACGAGGAAGACGAGGAGGCCAAGGCUUGGCUGCAGGCGCGCCCCGGCGUGACUUUUCCGCCACCGCCACCGCCGCCGAGGCAGCGCUACUCACAGAGCGACAGUACCUCUUCCGAGAAGGUUCUUCCAUUGGCCCAUGUCAUGUAUUGGCAACAAUCACCUCAAGGCGAUAUUAGAAAACGAAUUUCCGACAGUAAUGCAGCCUCAUCAGAAACAACAGUCCAGUGGGAUUCUGGGGAUGAUCAGAGAACAGAAUCUUGGCAUUGUUUUCCUCAAGAAAUGGACUUUCCCCAAACCUUGGAUAUAUCGCAGACCAGAAUUAACGUGGGAGCAGAAGGGUCUGAAGUGAUAGAGUUCCCCUCUUUGGAGGAAGCUGUAUUGACCCAAUCAGAAGAUCAAGUAAAGGAACGAAACAGAAAUCUCUUAUGUUCUCCAUUGCUAGUCAUACAGGAUAACUUUGCUUCUCCUGAUUUGCCUUUGCUGACAUGUUUGACACAAGACCAGGAACUUGGGUCUGAUUCCUUAUUUCACCAAAGUGAACUAGAUUUUGCACCUCUGAGAGGAAUUCCUGAUAAGUCUGAUGACAUUGAAUGGUUUUCUCGGCCAUCGGAAGUUAGUGAAGCUUUGUUCCAGGCUACCUCAGAAGUAUCUUCAGACUUAGUUAACAGUUGCUUUAGUGUAUCUCAGCACCUCCUUACAGGUAGCACAGCUGUUGGGUCUCAGCGCUCUUUUUUAUCUCCUGAACAAGAGAAUAAUAAAGAGAAUACUUCAUCCAGUACUGUUGAUGAACUGAAAAUCCCCAAAGAUUCUGAUAAUUAUGAUGGUCUUUCUUCCUAUAUGUCAUGGAAGACACGAAAAGAUAUGCAGCAGCCAGGAGACAAUUUUGCUGAUAAAGAUCAAGUUUCAGUUUCAACUUUGUCUGAUAUUAGUGAUGAAAAUAUAGCUCCUAAAAGAAGUGACAGUUUUGCUGCUUCUGGUUUACAUGUGCAUUGGAAACAGGAAGCUUUACAGCAGACAGAAACCAAUAAGGACCAUGAACUGCAGGAGAAGGCUGACUCUGAUGACAUUACUCUGGAUAAUGAUACUGAAUCCUAUAGCCUAGAUGAAAAUGCUGUUGUAUGCAGUGAAAGUGUUGCUGACCUACAAAGAGAGACAUGUGAUCAACAUGACUUGACUGGUGAGUAUGGUGAGCUGGAAGUUUUAGAGAAUUUGCUUGAUGAUCUUUGUGAUAGCUCUCUGCCCUGGCAAAAUACUUCACAACUACCAUGUGAGGAGGAAAGCGAUUUUGAAAAGCCUGUAGUUCAUUCUAAUCUGGACAUUUGUGAAUCUUUUCCAUCUGUUUUGCCUCCAUUUGUUCCUCAUGAGCCAACCACAGAGUCAGAAUACCAUGCUUCAAAUCUCAGAAUGUUGAGGGUGUCUCUUGACAUUGUGCCAAAGACUCUCCAACAUUUAGCAGGAGACAUUUCUAAAGGAGGCAUACCUGAAAUAACUCAAUCCAAGUUGAAAUUGGGUAUCACUACCACUCCUGGAGAUUCAGACUUUGAAUCUCAUUUAUCCAUGUCUCCUGAGGACUUGCCUCAGUUGGCUGUAAGUUCUUCUCAGAGGAAUACUGUUGGUCAACACACUGAUGUUCCCAACCAAAAGGCAUUGACCCAUAGUCAUCUAAUUGAAGAUAAUCUAAAAGUCCCAGAUAUUUCUGAACCAGCUGACCGGAAGACUGGGAUGCCAACAGAACCUUCUACUUCCUACCCAUAUAGAGAGAAGGCCAGCAUUUUAUACCAACAGAACUUGCCAGAUAGUUAUCCAACUGAGGAGGCACUGAAAGUUUCAGCUAUUCCUGGAUCAGCUGACCCGAAGACUGGCAUAUCAAUAGUACCCUCCAUUUCUCACUCACCUAGAGAAAAGCCUGGUAUGUUCUAUCAGCAGGCUGUGCCAGGUGGUUAUACACAUCAGGAGGCUCUGAAAGGUUCAUUUGCUCCUGGACCAGCUGCCCAGAAGACGGGCAUACCAUCUGCAACCUCUCCUUUCUACUCACCAAGAGAUAAGCCUGGUAUUUUCUACCCGCAGGUCUUGCCAGGUGGUCAGAUACCGGCAGAGGCCCUGAAAGUUACAGCUGCUCCUGGACCAGCUGGCCAGAAGACUAGCAUACCAACUGUAACCUCUAUUCCCUACUCACAAAGAGACCAGCCUGGUGUUUUAUACCAACAGGUCUUGCCAGGUGGUCAAAUACCUGCAGAGGUCCUGAAAAUUUCAUCUGCUCCUGGACCAGCUGACCAGAAGACUGGCAUACCAACUGUAACCUCUGUUCCCUACUCACAAAGAGACCAGCCUGGUGUCUACCCGCAGGUCUUGCCAGGUGGUCAGAUACCUGUAGAGGCUCUGAAAGUUUCAUCUGCUCCUGGACCAGCUGGCCAGAAGACUGGCAUACCAACUUUAACCUCUCUUCCCUACUCACAAAGAGACCUACCUGGUGUUUUCUACCAACAGGCCUUGUCAGGGGGUCAGAGACCUGCAGAGACUCAGAAAGUUUCAUCUGCUCCUGGACCAGCUGGCCAGAAGACUAGCAUACUGACUGUAACCUCUAUUCCACACUCACAAAGAGACCAGCCUGGUGUUUUCUACCAACAGGUCUUGCCAGGUGGUCAGAUAUCUGCAGAGGCUCUGAAAGGUUCAGCUACUCCUGGACCUGCUGACCAGAAGGCUGGCAUACCACCUGCCACCUCUGCUUCCUACUCACCAAGAGAUAAGCCUGGUGUUUUCUACCAACAGGCCUUGCCAGGUGGUCACUUACCUGCAGAGGCUCUGAAAGGUUCAGCUACUCCUGGGCCUGCUGACCAGAAGACUGACAUACCACCUGCCACCUCUGCUUCCUACUCACCAAGAGAUAAGCCUGGUGUUUUCUACCAACAGGGCUUGCCAGGUGGUCACUUACCUGCAGAGGCUCUGAAUGUUUCAUCUGCUCCUGGACCUGCUGACCAGAAGACUGUCAUACUACCUGCCACCUCUGCUUCCUACCCAAAGAGAGAGAAGCCUGGUGUUUUCUACAGACAGGUCUUGCCACUUGGUCAGACACCUGCAGAUGCUCUGAAAGUUUCAGCUACUCCUGGACCUGCUGACCAGAAGACUGGCAUACCACCUGCCACCUCUGCUUCCUCUUCACCAAGAGAUAGGCCUGGUGUUUUCUAUCAACAGGCCUUGCCAGUUGGUCACAUACCUGCAGAGGUCCUGAAAGUUUCAUCUACUCCUGGACCAGCUGACCAGAAGACUAGCAUAUCACCUGCUACCUCUGCUUCCUACUCACCAAGAGAUAAGCCUGGUGUUUUCUACCAACAGGUCUUGCCAGGUGGUCAGAUACCUUCAGAGGUCCUGAAAGUUUCAUCUGCUCCUGGACCAGCUGACCAGAAGACUGGCAUAUCACCUGCUACCUCUGCUUCCUACCCACAGAGAGAUAAGCCUGGGGUUUUCUACAGACAGGUCUUGCCACUUGGUCAGACACCUGCAGAGGCUCUGAAAGGUUCAGCUAUUCUUGGGCCUGCUGACCAGAAGAUUGGCAUACUACCUGCCACCUCUGCUUCCUACUCACCAAGAGAUAAGCCUGGUGUUUUCUACCAACAGACCUUGCCAGGUGGUCAUAUACCUGCAGAGGCUCUGAAAGGUUCAGCUACUCCUGGACCUGCUGACCAGAAGACUGGCAUACCAUUUGCCACCUCUGCUUCCUACUCACCAAGAGAUAAGCCUGGUAUUUUCUACCAACAGGCCUUGCCAGGUGGUCAGAUACCUGCAGAGGCUCUGAAAGGUUCAGCUAUUCCUGGACCUGCUGACCAGAAGGCUGGCAUACCACCUGCCACCUCUGCUUCCUACUCACCAAGAGAUAAGCCUGGUGUUUUCUAUCAACAGGUCUUGCCAGGUGGUCACUUACCUGCAGAGGCUCUGAAAGGUUCAGCUACUCCUGGACCUGCUGACCAGAAGGCUGGCAUACCACCUGCCACCUCUGCUUUCUACUCACCAAGAGAUAAGCCUGGUGUUUUCUACCAACAGGCCUUGCCAGGUGGUCACUUACCUGUAGAGGCCCUGAAAGGUUCAGCUACUCCUGGGCCUGCUGACCAGAAGACUGGCAUACCACCUGCCACCUCUGCUUCCUACCCACAGAGAGAUAAGCCUGGGAUUUUCUACCAAGAGGUCUUGCCAGUUGGUCACAUACCUGCAGAGACUCUGAAAGUUUCAUCUGCUCCUGUACCAGCUGACCAGAAAACUGGCAUACCAUCUUCAACUUCUCCUUCCUAUUCACAAAGAGAUAAGCCUGGUGUUUUCUACCAACAGGCCUUGCCAGGGGUUCAGAUACUUGCAGAGACUCAGAAAGUUUCAUCUGCUCCUGGACCAGCUGGCCAGAAGACUAAUAUACCAACUGUGACCUCUAUUCCAUAUUCACAAAGAGACCAGCCUGGUGUUUUCUACCAACAUGUUUUGCCAGGUGGUCAGAUACCUGCAGAGGUCCUGAAAGUUUCAUCUGCUCCUGGACCAGCUGUUCAGAAGACUGGCAUACUACCUGCAACCACUGCUUCUUACUCAGCAAGAGAUAAACCUGUUGUUUUCUAUCGGCAGGCCUUGCCAGGUGGUCAUAUAUCUACAGAAACUCUUAAUAUUUCACCUGCUUCUGGAGCAAAUGACCAGAAGAUUGGCAUACCAACUAUAACCUCUGCUUCCUACUCAUAUAGAGGAGAACCUUCUAUUUUCUACCAACAAGAAUUGCCACAGAGUCAUUUAGCUGAAGAGUUUCUUUCAGUUGCUCCUGGACCGGCUGACAAGAAGACUGGGAUAACUACAGUGUCCUCUGCUUCCUACCCACAUGGAGAAAAAUCUUAUGCUUCCUAUCCUCAGGCUUUGCCAGAAAGUCAUCUAACUGAUCAGGCUCUGAAAGUGUCAGUUUUUCCUGGUUCUGCUGACCAGAAGACUAGGAUACCAACAGUACCCUCUAGUUCUUACUCUCAGAGAGAGAAGCCUGGUAUUUUCUACCAACAGGCCUCAUCAGAUAGUCAUCCACCUAAAGAGCCUCUGGAAGUGUCAGCUGUUUCUGGAUCAGCUGACCAGAUGGCUGGGAUACCAGUACUAACCUCUACUUCCUACUCACAGAGAGAAAGAUCCAAGGUUUUCUAUCAGCAGACAUUAUCAGAUAAUCAUCUAACUGAAGAAGCUCAGAAAGUUUCAUUUGUUCCUGCACCAGGUGACCAGAAGACUGGUGUACCAUCAGAAUUGUCUAAUUCUUAUUCUAGAGAGAAAUCUAUUAUUUUCUCCCAACAGAUCCUACCAGAUAGUCAUCUACUUGAAGACACUUUGAAAGUCUUAGCUGAUUCUGGACUAGUUGACCAGAAGUCUGGGCUACCAACAGUACCCUCUAUUCCCCAAGCACAGAGAAAACCUAGUGCUUUCUAUCAACAGGAGUUUCCAGAUAGUCAUUCAAUGGAAAAGUCUUUGAAAGUUUCAUUUGUACCAGAACCAGCUGAUCAGAAGACUGGGAUACCAAUAGGACCAUCUACCUCCUACUUAUAUAGAGAAAAACCUACCAUUAUUUCUUACCAGCAAGAGUUACCACAUCGUUCUGAAGAAGAUUUGAAAGUUUUAGGUGUUCCUGGACCUUCUGAUCAGAAUACUAGGUUACACAUGGUGCCCUUUACCCCCUAUUCACAUGGAGAGAAGCCCAUUAUUUCUUACCAGCAAGAGUUGACAUAUGUUCCUGAAGAUACUUUCAAAGUUUUUGGAGAUCCUGAACCAACUGACUUUAAGACUGGGAUAGACAUAAUGCCCUCUGCUCCCUAUUCACAGGGAGAACAGUCCAUUUCUUUUCAGCAGGAGUUGCCAGACCUUACUCAAGUCACUUUGAAAACAGUAAAGGUUCCUGGACCUGCUGACCAGAAGAGUGGAAUAUCAACAAUGCCUUUAAGAUACUAUUCACAUAGAGAGAAGCCCAGUGUCUUCUCUACACAGGACUUGCCAGAGAGCCAUCUCACUGAAGAGGCUCCAAAAAUUUCAUCUGUUUCUGUACCAGUAGAUCUGAGGGCUGGAAACACCUCUGGUUCCUACUUCCAUAGAGAGAUGCCUAGUGAUUUUUCUCAACAGUCCUUUCCUGAUAGUGAUCUAACUGAAGAAUCUUUAGAGGCUUCAACUGUUCCUGGACUAGCUGACCAGAAGAAUAGGAUACUUACAGUACCAUCGAGUUCCUACUCACAUCAAGAGAAACUUCACGUUUCAACUGUGAAUGUACUGGACAACCAGAAGACUGAGUUACCAACAGCUACCCAUAGUUCCCACUUACAGAGAGAGAAGCCCAGGAUUUCAACUGUGAUUGGACCGGAUGACCAGAAGACUCCAUUACUGACAGUUUUUCAUAGUUCCUAUUCUCAAAGAGUAAAACUGGUAUUUUCUGGAACAGCAGUUGCCAGAUAGAGAUCAAAGUGAGAUAUUCUAAAGAUUUCAACUGUCCCUGAACCAACUGAUGUAAAUACUGGGACACCAAUAACUCUCUCUGGUUCUUAUUCAGAAGAUAAAUCUGAUAUUUUAUAUCUACAGGAAUUGCCAGACAGACAUCAAACUGAAGAUGCACUGAAGGUUUCGACUCUUCCUGAACCAGCUGACCAGAAAACAGUGACACCAACAGCUCCUCCUAGUUCCUUUUCAUACAGAGAAAAACUGAAUAUUUUCUAUCAGAAGGAUUUACCAUGUAGACAUCUAACUGAAGAUGCUCUGAAGGUCUCCAGUGGUCUUGGGAAAUCUGAUCAAAUUACUGGGUUAUCAAUAGUUUCCCCUGGUACUUAUUCACAUGAUAAAAAGCACAGACUUGUUUCAGAACAUGUCCAAAGACUAAUAGAUAAUUUGGAUUCUUCUGAUUCCAGUGCUUGCUCAAAACAUAUGCCUUUAAAUUCUCGUGAUGAUGGUGUUGUAAUAAUUAAGCCAGAAUCUAUAGGUUUUGGAGAUGAUGGUUCAGAGGAAAUCCAGGAUACAGAAAUAGUUCCAAAACUCUUAGAAAUUCGGACACUUUUAAUGGAGGCAGAAAAUAUAGCACUGAAACGAUGCAAUUUUCCUGCUCCCUUGUCCCUUUCAGAGACGUUAGUGAUAUUUUCAUUUAUACGAUCUAAGAAGGUGGUUUGUUUCAAAGAACCCCCCACAACUGAUGUAUCUGAUGGUGAUCUGCUUCAGAGACAGCCAUUUAUAGAGGACCCAAGCAACAGAUGCAUACAGAAGGAUAUUGGCACACAGACAAAUUUGAAAUGCCAGAGAGGCAUUGAAAAUUGGGAGUUUAUUAGAUCAACUACAAUUAGAAGUCCUCUACAGGAAGCAGAAAGCAAAGCCAGAAUGGCAUUAGGUGAAACUCUUAGGCAAUAUGAAGCAGCCAAAUCUGCACUGAGGUCUGAACCUGAACGCUAUAGUAGAACCAUUGGGAACAAAAUUAUUAUCCCUAUGAUGACUAUCAUAAAAAGUGAUUCAAGUAGUGAUGUAAGUGGGAAUGGUUCCUGCUCAUGGGACAGUAAUUUACCAGAGUCAUUGGAAUCAGUUUCUGAUGUUCUUCUCAACUUUUUUCCAUACACUUCACCGAAUACAAGCAUAACAGAUAGCAGAGAGGAACAGGGUAUGUCAGAGAGUGAAGAUGGUGGUGGUAGUAUAGAUUCCCUGGCUGCACGUGUGAAAAAUCUUCUGCAGUGUGAAUCCUCAUUAAAUCAUGCUAAACAAGUACUUAGAAAUGCAGAGGAAGAGGAAUGUCGGGUACGAGCACGAGCCUGGAAUCUGAAGUUUAAUUUAGCACAUGAAUGUGGAUAUUCAAUUUCAGAAUUAAAUGAAGAUGACAGGAGGAAAGUAGAAGAGAUCAAGGCAGAAUUGUUUGGUCAUGGAAGAACAAAUCACUUAUCUGAGGGUUUACAGAGUCCACGGGAUGGAUGCACACCUGAAGCUGUAUGUAGUCACAUUGUUAUUGAGAGCCAUGAGAAAGGAUGUUUCAGAACUUUAACAACUGAACAACCACAACUGGAAGACCAUCCUUGUGCUUUUACAUCUGCUGAAUCCUCAGAAAUGAUCAGAGAACGACAGAGCCCAUCAUCGUGGAGAGCCAGACACAUCAAUCUUUCCAAAUCACUAGACCAGAACAACCCCCAUUUUAUUUGGAAUUCCUUGCAGUUACAAAGUCAUUCCCCACUUCAAAACCUUAUACCUGAUGACUUCAAAAUUAGCAAGGGCCUUCGAAUGCCAUUCCGUGAAAAUAGACCUUGGCUAUCAGAAUUAGUAGAAGUAGAACCUGCUUGUGUGCCACCUAAAGAAGUGGAUUUUCCUUCUUCAUCACAAAUACCGCCCCCAGAACCCAUGAAACAGUUUACUACCUCCAUCACUUUUUCAUCUCACCGACAUUCUCAAUGCAUUUCAGAUUCCUCUGUUUUUAAGGUUGGUGUUACUGAAGGUAGCCAGUGUACUGGAGCAUCUAUGGGGGUAUUUAAUUCUCAUGUCACUGAAGAGCAAAAUUCUUCUAGAGAUCUUAAACAGAAAAUCUCUUCCCCUUCAUCAUUUAAAAUGCUUAGUGGUUUACCACAUAAAGCUGUGACUAUUUUAGCAGAAAAAGGUAGGCAAAACCAAAAGUUUGUUGAUUUUGAGCCUUCUCAUCGAGAGGAAAAACUCUUAGAAAGAUCAGAUUUUAAUGUCAGUCAUUUUGAGCCCAGUACCAGUGCAAAUUACUUUCAAGGAAUUCAGUUUUCUGAUAAUGAUACCCACGUUAGUAUGGGCAGAUCAAAUUCCACACUAGGAGUAAAAGAGAAGAAUGUAACCAACACUGCAGAUCUUCCUUCGCACAUUUUUCUUGAACAACGAGAACUCUUUGAACAAAGCAAAGCCCCACAUGCAGAUCACCAUGUGAGAAAACACCAUUCUUGCCUUUGUCCAGACCUUCCUUCUUGCAUUUUCCUUGAACAACAAGAACUCUUUGAACAAAGCAAAGCCCCACAUGUAGAUCAUGAGAUGAGAGAAAGCCAUUCUCCCUUUCCUCUGUGUCAGGAUUAUAUAGCUUCAGACCUUCCUUCUCCCGUUUUUCUUGAACAACAUCAAAGCAGAACCCCAGGUGUAGAUGACCACGUGAGAAAACACCAUUUUCCCUUUUCUCAAGGUCAGGAUUGUGUAGUAGAAAAAAAUCAACAUACACCUAAAUCACACAUUACUAAUAUAAAUGUUGAAGUGAAUAAUUCGAUCUCCCAGUCUGCCCCUGAUCACUAUACAUUAGAAACAUCUGCAUCUACUCCACCUUCAAAUAGAAAAGCACUUUCAUGUGUUCGUAUAACUCUGUGCCCCAAGACUCCUUAGUUGGAUAGUGGAACCUUAGGUAAAAGAUUUCAUUCUUUGGAUUCUGCUUCUAAAACAAGGAUGAAUAGUGAGUUUAACUCUGACCUACAAACUAUAUCUUCAAGAUCAUUGGAACCAACCUCCAAGUUAUUGACCAGUAAACCUAUAGCACAAAAUCCAGAAUCUUUAGGUUUUCUAGGACCUAAAUCUCCACUGGACUUCCAAGUUGUACAGUCUCCUCUUCCAGAUAGUAAUACUAUUACUCAGGACUUGAAAGCCAUACCUUCUCAGAAUAGCCAGAUAGUAACCUCAAGGCAAAUACAAGUGAACAUUUCAGAUUUGGAAGGAUAUUCCAAACCAGAGGGGACUCCGGUAUCUGCAGAUCGUUUACCAGAACAGAAUAAGACCUCAUUAUUUGCCUUCUCUGGAAAGUUAUCAUCUGAUGCAGUCACUCAGAUAACAACAGAAAGCCCAGAAAAGACCAUUUUGUCAUCUGAGAUUUUUAUUAAUGCUGGAGAUCAUGGAAGUAAAAUUCUAGAGCCAAGUACUAAAAAGCUUCAGAAAGGUCCUGUCAAGUUUGCUUCAUCAUCUUCAGUGCAACAGAUUACUACUUGUCGUGGCACAGAUGCCCAGCCUUUACUGUUGCCAUAUAAGCCAUCUGGUAGUACGAAGAUGUACUAUGUUCCACAAUUAGACACAGUUCCUUCAUUUCUGGAUUCCAAAUCUGACACCACCAUUGAGAGCUCACAUUCAGGGUCCAAUGAUGCUAUUGCUCCAGAGUUUCCGGCUCAGGUGCUAGGAACAAGGGAUGAUGACCUCUCAGCCACUGUAAAUAUUAAACAUAAGGAAGGGAUCUACAGUAAGAGGGCAGUACCUAAGGCAUCCUUUUUACUGGGGAAAAAACCCUUGCAGACAGACAAUGCAGAGGUUCCAGUUCAUGUUGCCAUCACUAUGGAUCAAAACCUCUCAGACAAAAACCUCUCAGACAAAAAGCAGAAAGAGGAGAACUUAAGUCAAAGGAUAUUGACUAAAGAAGAAGAAAAAUGGCCUGAAGAAGAAGAACCCUUGCCGAACGAUACUGCAGGUUCCAGUGAUGCUACUACUGCCAAACACUUAAUUCAAGUACAAGAUACAAAGGUUGAAAACCUACCGGACACGAAACCCAUUGAACAUAAAGAGGAAAUUUAUAUUAAUAGAGCAGUUCCUAAGGAAGCCUGGUCAGAAAAGAAAGAAUCCUUACAGAUAGACAUUUCAGAGUCUGAAUGUCAUUCAGAAUUUGAAAAUACUACUCAUUCUGUCUUCAGGUCAGCCAAGUUUUAUUUUCAUCAUCCAGUGCACCUACUAAAUGAACAAGAUUUUUGCCAUGAAUCUUUGGGAAGAAGUGUUUUAAUGAGACAUUCUUGGAAAGAUUUCUUUCACCAUCAUUCAGACAAACACAGAGAUCAUACAUGUCUUCCUCUUCCUUAUCAAAAUGUGGACAAGACUAUGGAUCAUACCAGAAUAAAGAGCCUCAGCAUCAAUAUGAAUGUGGGAGACAAGGAAGUGACUACCAAAAGUCAAGCCAGAGACCAUCUAAAAAGUAACGGACAAAUUAAUGAUCCUAAAAGGGAUGAUAAGGUCACCCCAGAGUUAACAACUCCGCAUACUGCAAGUUUGAAUGAACUCUGGAACAAGUACCAGGAGCGACAGAGGCAACAGAAACUGCCAGAUGUCAGUGACAGGAAAGAGCUGUCCUUGGUGGAACGACUUGAUCGUUUGGCUAAACUUCUUCAGAAUCCCAUCACACAUUCUCUCCAGGCCUCAGAAAGUAUACAAGAUGAUAACAGAAGGGAACAACUUAAAGAAUGGAGUUAUAAACAGAAACAGCAGAAAAGCAAGUUUCAGAAGCAAAAGCGUUAUAAAAGCGUAGAGAAAGGCCAUAAAAACAUAUGUGAUCUUAAAAAAUGCAAGGUAGUUUCUCCUCAUCAAAGUGGGAGAUCCAAUCAGAUUAAGAUUGAACAAAUUAAAUUUGAUAAAUAUGUUCUGAGAAAACAGCCAGAUUUACAUUAUAUCAGCAACACUUCUUCAGAUUCUAGACCCUCAGAGGAAAGUGAACUGUUCACAGAUACUCCGACCAAUAUUCUUUCCACCACCACUUCUCCUGUGGAAUCUGAUAUAAUGACCCAAACAGAUAGAGAGGUGACUUUGCAUGAAGGAAGUAGCUCUAUUUCCACCAUUGACACUGCCCGAUUGAUCCAAGCUUUUGGCCAUGAAAGAGUAUGUUUGUCACCCAGACGAGUUAAAUUAUAUAGUAGCAUCACCAACCAACAGAGGAGAUACCUUGAAAAGCGGUGCAAGCACAAGAAAUCAUUGAAUACAGGCUAUCCCCAAAUGACUUCUGAGCACACCAGAAGGAGACACAUCCAGGUGGCAAACCAUAUGAUUUCUUCUGACUCUGUUUCACAUGCCAGUAGUUUCUUGAGCUUGAACUCUGCUCUUUGCAAGGAGGAAAAUGUGCACAUGUUAAACAAAGGUAUACAAACAGGUAGCUUGGAGAUUGUACAUGGUGACAGAAAACAUACUCGUGAUGUUGGGGUCACUUUCCCAACUCCAAGCUCUAGCGAGGUUAGAUUAGAAGAGGAUAGUGAUAUGACUUCUUGGUCAGAAGAGAAAGUUGAAGAGAAAAUACCCUUUACCAGUUAUCCUGGGGACAAAAAGUUAAAGAAGAACAAGGAGAAUUCCUGUGAAGGAGUUUCAUGGUUUGUUCCUGUGGAAAAUCUGAAGACUGGAUCUAAGAAGGAAAACUUGCCCAAGAUUUAUGGCCCUAGUAUCUCCUGGUUUGAACCAAUAACCAAAACUAAACCCUGGAGAGAGCCACUGCGGGAACAGAACUGGCAAGGACAGCGCACAAAGGGCUGGGGAUCACUGGCAGACCCAGUCAGAGAUGAUGGCCGAGAUCUACUGAAGCCAUUUGUGAGAGCAACCCUGCAGGAGGCACUUCACCUUCACAGACCUGACUUCAUCUCCCGCUCCGGGGAGCGGAUAAAGCGCCUGAAGUUAAUAGUCCAGGAGAGGAAGCUGCAGAACAUGUUUCAGAGUGAGCGAGAUGUGCUAUUCAAUACCACGCAGCCACAGUCUAGGAGAGUCUUCAUGGCUGCCCGGAAGAACAAACCUAUUGGAAAGAAGGAAAUGAUCCAGAGGUCUAAACGGAUUUAUGAGCAGCUUCCAGAAGUACAGAAAAAGAGAGAAGAGGAAAAGAGGAAAUUGGAAUAUAAGUCCUACCGACUGCGAGCUCAGCUAUAUAAAAUGAAAGUGACCAAUCGACUUUUGGGGAGAAAAGUUCCCUGGGACUGACACAAGAUUAUUUUCCUCAGAGCCUUGGAAUUAUAUCUUAUGGACCUGAAGAAGUAUAAUCCUUGCUUUUAUAGGGCUGGUUUAAUAAAACUUAUUCUUUGGCUGUGUGUAACUUAGAAAUAGUAGCUUCUCAAAUCUGGGGCAGAGUAGCAGUUAGAAUGACAGAUGGUUUGGGAGCAAUCCUUUCCUUUCCUCCAUAGAGGCCUUGCCCACAGAGUUGUGCAUUACAAUGAUAUUAUCUCUUAAAUUUUAGCCAAGAGUGACAGUCCCUUUUUAUAUGUGUUUUUAUACUUUUAGAAAAUAAAUAACUUUGAUUGACUUCUAG